UCCCUCUCUCUCUCUCUCUCUUCGGCAUUCCCUACAGGUUAAACCAGCACAUGAGGAAGGCGAGGGUUCGCCUCUCGCCGCGGGCCCUGAUGCGGCCCCCUAGCCCCAGAUCCACCAUCCCGGGUCGCUGUCUCUCCUCUCUUCUCCUCGUUGCCGCGGUCACCUUGCCCUGCGCCGUGCUCUACCGCGCCGCCGCGCCCACCUCGUCCCCAUCGUGGCGGCCCGGCCCUGCGAUUCCCGAUACCUCUCCCAUCGCCACUCAAUUGGAAAGUGAGGAUGUUCGGCUUGAGAAGGUUCUGGAGGAAGCAGCAAUGGAAAACAAAACAGUAAUAUUGACCACAUUGAAUGCGGCAUGGGCAACUCCUGGAUCCAUUAUAGAUUUAUUCAUUGAAAGCUUCCAAAUUGGUGAUGGAACACGCAAACUUCUCGACCAUUUGGUUAUCAUUGCAUUGGACAAGCAAGCAUACAUGCGGUGCUUGUCUAUACAUGCCCACUGUUUUCCACUUAUUACUGAGGGAGCGGAUUUCUCUGAUGAGAAGCUGUUCAUGUCUGCUGGAUAUCUGUCGAUGAUGUGGACAAGGAUAGAGUUUUUGCGUCUAGUUCUUGAAAAGGGAUACAACUUCAUUUUCUCGGAUGUAGAUAUCUUGUGGUUCCGGAAUCCUUUACCACAAUUCUAUCCAGAGGUCGAUUUUCAGAUAGCUUGUGAUCACUUCAUGGGUGAUGCCUUUGAUUUAGAAAACAUUCCUAAUGGCGGAUUCAACUAUGUUAAGUCUAACAAUCGGACCAUAGAAUUCUACAAGUUUUGGCAUGCAUCAAGGGAGAAAUUUCCAGGACAUCAUGACCAGGAUGUAUUUAACUUUAUUAAGCAUGAUCCAUAUCUCUUGGAAAUGGGAAUAAGAGUUAGAUUCCUGAGCACUGCUUAUUUUGGUGGUCUUUGUGAGCCCAGCAGAGAUUUUAGUAAGGUUUGUACAAUGCACGCAAAUUGCUGUAUUGGCUUAAGUAGAAAGAUUCAUGAUUUAAGAGUUAUGCUUGAUGACUGGAGGACAUACAUGUCUCUUCCAUGGAAGGUAAAAAGAUCUAGGGCAUUCUCAUGGAGGGUACCACAGAAUUGCAGUCUUGCUCCUCUAGGCUCAUGAUGAUUGGUGGAUACAUGCCUUGUGGAAGAUUAAUGGAUUCUUUUACAAAUUUAGUUUGCAUGUACUUCAUGAUGUUCCAAAAGAUCAUCUUUGUACAGAUUAGCAUGGAGCUAGCCGCCAGGGGCAUCACUGAUAGAUAAACAUGUAACUCUUCAGCAGGUUGUGGGCUUGAAAGUUAUUGAAGUGAGCUAAGAUACUCCUUCAACUGCUCGAAAUCCAUUUGGCACUAUUCAAUCCAUUGAAUUUCUUUCGAUCGCUUUAAGGUUUAAAAGACAGAAAGACACCUACCAGGUCUGGAAGAAAGGAGGAACCAUCUUAAAGCAGUGAUUCAACCAGUCAAUUACUAAACUUCCUUGAAUGAUAUCGAAGGCUUCUCGUCUAUAUGGCCUUGACCUUCUACAUAUUGGCAUCAAUUCCCCCUCGAUGGAUCAUGAAUUCAAGGAACCUCCCAAAGCCAACACCAAAGUCAUGCUUGGAUGAUUUCAGCCACAUUAAGUUUGUUUUAUUAUUGUUGAAUGUCUCUUUUAAAUCACCCAAAUGGGUGUUGGCUACUCGGCUUUUCAAACAUCCACAUAAGCGUUCAUGUUCCUACCUAUCUAGUGUUUAAACAUCUUGUUAUCAUUCUUUGAUAGUGAGACCAGCAUUUUUUAACCCGAAGGACAUAACCUUGUAGCAAUACAAGCCCCUAUUGGUGAUGAAUGAGGUGUGCUUUUCAUCUUCUAAAGCCAUCUUGAUUUGGUUAUACCUUGAUAAUGCACCCAUAAAGGUUAAUCAUUCAUGUCCAGAACUGGAGUCGACCAACAUGUCAAUUUGAGGCAAAGGGAAGUUGUCAUUUGAACAAGUUUUGUUAGAUCAAGUGUAAUCAAUACAUUUAUCAUUUUUCAUUACUAUUCUUUACAAGAACUAUAUUUACAAGCCAUUCAGGAUAAGACCUCACAAGUAAAGUCAGCGUCUUACAAUCAAUCUAUCUACUUCUACAAUUGUUGACUGAUGAUCUGGGGCAAAUCUCCUUGGCUUCUAUUGGAUAGGUCGAUGUUAAGCUGAUUGUGUGCCACAGCACGGUCAAUGCUCGACAUGCCACUCGUGCCCAAGCGAAGACUGCCAAGUUGUGGCAUAGGAAGUUGACCCAAGUGAAGAUUUCCAAGUUGACCAGCUUGUUCCUUCUUUCUACUGGCAUAGCAAUGCCAACCUUGACUAGUCAGUCUGGUUGAUUUGGAUCCAGUGACACUUGCGAGUGGCUCCCCAACUUCUGGAUGAGUUGGUUGAGGAGUCGGAUCUCUUGGGUCCAUCUGUUGGACUGAUAGUAUUGCUUUCUUGGGAGAGUGACUCAAGUUAGGUUGGGCUGCCUUGGUUGGGAACUUCAGCAACAUUGUUCUAGAUUUACAAAUUUUCUAUCUCUUUUUUUUGGCUUUCUUGGUCUUCUGUUAGACAGUAAAAUUUCAUUUCAGUUUAUUGGUAUCUUUGUCUUGUACUUUCUGUAAGAGGUUAGAUGUGAUAUCUAAAUUGGAUUACAGUUAGAUGGAGUUUUAGCAUUAAUGUGUGUGACUAUCAUGAGUGUUCAUCUGUUUCUUGUUGUUCAGAUAUGUGUGUAUAUAUACUUUAGAAGUCAAGGAAUUAUCAAAAUUUGGAAAACGGAAGAUAAACAAAAAAGAGUAAAUUUACUAGGAAUGUGAUAUCAAUGAAUAUGUUCUUUGCUUUUGAUUAAAAUCACUAAUUGCUCUCAGACAUUGGAUGCUGAUUGAGGAUAAUCGUAAUAGCAUGUACUGUAUUAUAUAUUUUGGAAGGAAUGCUGUCUCUGAUUAUGUUUCUAAAAAUUAGAUUCCUGUGAU
Molecule: messenger RNA, 2965 nt
Organism: Musa acuminata AAA Group (dessert banana)
Lineage: Eukaryota; Viridiplantae; Streptophyta; Magnoliopsida; Zingiberales; Musaceae
Exons: 5
Coding region: 51-1136 (361 amino acids)
Source: RefSeq, a predicted model, not a curated record